GGCCUCGCUGUAUAUGCGAGGCGCCGCCGCCGCCGCCGCUCACUCGCAGCGCCCUCAGCCCCGCCGCCAUGAUCGCCGCUCGCCGCGCCGCCGAGCCGCCCGCCAUGGAGGGCUACGAGCACCCCAAGAAGGAGCGCCAGGGCGCCUUCCCGCUCGACGACCGCCACGACAGCGGCCUGGACUCCAUGAAGGAGGAGGAGUACCGGCAGCUGGUGAAGGAGCUGGAGGACAUACGGCUGCAGCCCCGCGAGCCGCCCGCCUGGGCGCAGCAGCUGACUUUUCUCCACUUGGCCAUUAUUCACGAGGAAAAAGCCCUGAGCCUGGAGGUGAUCCAGCAGGCAGCCGGUGACCGGGCUUUCCUGAACUUCCAGAACAACCUCAGCCAGACUCCUCUUCACUUGGCAGUGAUAACUGAUCAGCCUGAAAUUGCUGAGCAUCUUCUGAAGGCCGGAUGCGACCUGGAGAUGAGGGACUUCCGAGGAAACACUCCCCUGCACAUUGCCUGCCAGCAGGGCUCUCUCAGGAGUGUCAGCGUGCUCACACAGUACUGCCAGCCGCACCACCUCCUCGCUGUCCUGCAGGCAGCCAACUACAACGGACAUACAUGUCUUCAUUUAGCAUCUAUUCAAGGAUACCUGGGUAUUGUUGAGUAUCUGCUGUCCUUGGGAGCAGAUGUAAACGCACAGGAGCCAUGCAAUGGCAGAACAGCACUACAUUUGGCAGUUGAUCUGCAGAAUUCAGACCUAGUGUCGCUUUUGGUGAAACAUGGGGCCGACGUGAACAAAGUGACCUAUCAGGGCUAUUCCCCUUAUCAGCUCACAUGGGGAAGAGACAACUCAAGCAUACAGGAACAGCUGAAGCAGCUGACCACAGCUGACCUGCAGAUGUUGCCAGAAAGUGAGGAUGAAGAGAGCAGUGAAUCGGAGCCUGAGUACACAGAGGAUGAACUUAUAUAUGAUGACUGUCUUAUUGGAGGACGACAGCUGGCAUUUUAAAGCAGAGCUUUCUCUGAAAAGAAGUGACGGUAUACGUACAUACAUGUAUAGAAAAAGGACUGGCUUUCUGCAUCUGAAAAGAAAGUCACAACGUGGAGAGAAAAAAGAGGAGGGAAAUACUACACUGCCCAGCAAGGAGAAGGAGCACAUAAUUGUAACAGGACAUUUCCAGGAUCUCCCUUGUGUUUAAAUACAGGAGUGGGAUGUAUAACAUCAGUACAGAUUUGUGAUUAUUCACACCACUUGAUAAAGAGCCACAUAGCCAAUCUUCUCAGCCCCGUGAAGGUAACAGACUGCACAUCCAACCUGCUCGUUACAGGGAGCUUUCUUGUGGCAUCAAGUACUACAGAGAAUAAGUGUCCUUUUGUAGCAAGGUGGACUCAUGCCAGCACCCCUUCUCAGAGACUCUGCAUUCAUUUGUGCUGGACUGGUGGCAGUCCCUGUCCUUUCUGACAGUCCUCAGCUGCUCUCAGUGGGGCGUCCCAGGUGGAGGAGUCUGACCAAGGGACUGGUGCCCUCUUGGCUCUUAGGCAAAAGUAGCAAUAAUGUUAACUGUGGGCAUUGGAAAAGUGUGUUUCACACUGUGUGUGUCAUAAUUGCUACACUUUUUAGCAACUGUAUAUUGUGUAAAUACUGUACAUUUUUUGUUUAUAGUUAUUUUCAUACUUGUGAGAUAUGUAUUUAUUAAAAAAAGUCAGAUU
Ficedula albicollis (Collared flycatcher) is the source of this 1696-nucleotide messenger RNA. It is a transcript of the gene NFKBIA, whose product is annotated as NFKB inhibitor alpha. Bases 69 to 995 code for a protein of 308 amino acids. Gene Ontology annotation, molecular function: protein binding. The transcript is spliced from 6 exons. The record is from RefSeq and is a predicted model, not a curated record. Lineage: Eukaryota; Metazoa; Chordata; Aves; Passeriformes; Muscicapidae.